Cloeon dipterum is the source of this 1161-nucleotide messenger RNA. Its product is annotated as protein yellow-like. Bases 1 to 1161 code for a protein of 386 amino acids. Lineage: Eukaryota; Metazoa; Arthropoda; Insecta; Ephemeroptera; Baetidae. The transcript is spliced from 4 exons. The record is from RefSeq and is a predicted model, not a curated record.
AUGUCUCCAUUUUUGAGCGCCGUUUUCUUUCUCCAUCUUUCAUCGCUGGCCACCACCGCCAACUUGACCCUAGUUUACGAGUGGCAUGAUGAAAUGGACUACGAGUGGCCGUCGGAGGCGAGCAGGACACAGGCCUUGAGAGAUAGAACAUUCGAACCAGACGAAAUUGAACCUAUUUACAUGGCUGUCUACGGUUCAAGGCUCUUCCUCAGUCUUUAUAGAAUCUAUGCUGGAAUUCCGGUGAGUCUGGUGUCGUUGCCGACGAGCAGCGCCUCUUCUGCACCCCCGAAGCUCACUCCAUUCCCUUCGUGGGACAUGCACAGCAUGAGAAACUGCAACAUGAUUGAAUAUGCGACAGGGCUGCAAGUGGACUCGGUUGGAAGGCUGUGGGUGCUCGAUGGGGGUAGCUCGCAUUGCAAUUCCAAAAUAUGGAUGAUCGACCUGAUCAACAACGAUCAAACAAAACUAAUUCAACAGUUUCCCGAAAAUUACUUGAUGCACGAUUUGGUGCUGGACGAAACGCCCAACGGAACCUUUGCCUACUUCUCGUGGUGGGAGGAAGAACACAUUGGCGUGUUUUCUUUGGAAAGAAACAAGUCUUGGACAGUGGAAACGCCAAGAAUUAAAGUUUAUUCCAUCGCCCUUUCCCCUAAGAAUAAUCAGGAACCGAGACAGCUCUACCGCAGCAAAUGGGAAUCCAAAGAACUGUAUUCGAUUCCCGUCGCCGCUCUCCGCAGCGGAGCUCGAACUGCAGAGCCGGAACUAAUCGGAAACUGGACUGCAGGACAAUCGUAUAGAAUGCUGAUGGACAAUCACGGGACCAUGUACGCCGCUUUUUUGGGGAAGAACUACAUACGCUCUUGGAACGGAUCCCAACCAUUCGAGGAGCAGCGUUUUCAUGAGGUCGCAGGACUUCGUUCUGAAUGGCCGUUUACUUUUGCCUUGGACGAAAAUGGAACUUUUUGGAUGACAGAGUUUAAUGAAGAAAAUAAGCCAAGAUACAGGCUUUUGAAGGCUACACUCGAAGGAAAAUCCUCCGAGGCCUUGCCAGUUACGCCCGCCAUUCCUACCACCACUACAAAACCUUCCACACCAGCUGAGGAAACAUCUGCCACGACCGAUGCAGGAGAACAGAAUCCUGAUAGAUCAUCAGCUGUUUAG